UCGUAUAAAUAGCCAGAUUACAAAGUUAGCGGAAUUGGAACAUAAUUGAGGCAAAAUAGGACUUUUAUUACUUUCAAAUAAAACGUUAUGAUGUUUUAGGUAAGUGACGAAUGGCAGAUGUUAUGGAGCGGGCCGACGGCCAUGGACUCGUACAUUAAAGAGUUCGGUAUCAGAGCCCGCGCCGCACUCGCGCGGCUUGACACUGUACAACCUGCAGAUUAUAUGCCUACAGAAGUGGACCUGCGGUCGUUCGUGCGGCCGGCGCGCGUGGUGUGGGCGCUGCGGGCGCACUGCGCCGCGCGGGCCCACUGCCACCUACACGCACUCACUCUCUGCGUCAAAUGGGACUGGAGUGAAGGUGAAAGCACUCAAGGUGGUAUAGUAGUCCGCGGCGUGAGGCUGUCCGGCGCGCAGUGGUCGGGCGGCGCGCUGGUGCCGAGCGCGCCCACUGCGCCGCCGCACGACGUCGCGCCGCCGCUACUGCUGCGAUACGUGCUGCAGGAAUCGGACAACGAGUUAGUUUGGGAGCGCAGCGUAGAAGUGCCGGUGUACAACAACGAGGCGCGCGAGGCGAUAGUGUUCAGUGCACGCGCGCCGCUCACGCAGCACUACGACCCUGACCUCGCCACGCUACAUGCUAUCGCACUGUUCAUUGCCACUAAUGAUUAGAAUAUUUUACAGAAUCAGUUAAUAUUAGACAAAACGUACAUGUCAUAAAAAUAUGGGCUUGUAUAAGGCUUGGUAAGGCACUUUGCACCUUAAACCUCUCUAGGAGAAGUUACAGAAAUAGAUAAUUUUACUAGUCUAUUAGCACAGUAUUUUUUCUUCACUUCCUUUAUUUAUUUAUUCGUAAAAGUAAUCUCUAAGGUUGCAUUGUGUGCGUUACCCAGGUCAGAUGUUGUCGAAAAUGGUUAUUUGAUUCUUAUAGAUAAUUAGUUUUGCGGCUU
Messenger RNA from Spodoptera litura, 947 nucleotides. RefSeq lists its product as uncharacterized. The record is from RefSeq and is a predicted model, not a curated record. NCBI's taxonomy places the organism in Eukaryota, Metazoa, Arthropoda, Insecta, Lepidoptera, Noctuidae.